Aspergillus pseudotamarii is the source of this 2739-nucleotide messenger RNA. Its product is annotated as dynamin-related GTPase MGM1. Bases 1 to 2739 code for a protein of 912 amino acids. The record is from RefSeq and is a predicted model, not a curated record. NCBI's taxonomy places the organism in Eukaryota, Fungi, Ascomycota, Eurotiomycetes, Eurotiales, Aspergillaceae. Gene Ontology annotation, molecular function: microtubule binding; GTPase activity; GTP binding. Gene Ontology annotation, cellular component: membrane; microtubule; cytoplasm. The transcript is spliced from 3 exons.
AUGAGCGGGAGAAUUCUCUCCCACCGUCUGGUUCCGCUCUUGCGGACAGGCUUUUUGGCCCGCCAUGUUCAUAACGCUGGUGCAAGAACCGGAGGUCUUCUAUGUUCAGAUGGCAGCACCGCACUUCGAGGACGCGCCUGGCCUGUCGGUGCGAACUCGAUUCAUAAUGUCCCCGCUGUGCGGGGGAUCUCUUUUGCAAGGAUUCUUCCAAAGCUGGCCCUAAAAUUAGUGAAGGUGCCCGCUAUGCUUGGAACGGCUACAGUAGCUGGGUUAGCUUAUAUUCAAUAUCAAACUACACAGGCAGGAAACUACGCUAUUGACGUGUUGAAACGCGCGGGGGAAUCGGCCGGUGACGCUGCUUCAUCCAUUUUCUCCGAAAUCCAAAAUGUGGCCGAACAGACACAGCGUGGCUGGCAAAGGACUACAGAUAGCGUGGAAGUCCCUGAAUGGUUGCAAAACGUUCUAGGUUUCAGUGAGGGUUCCCAAAACGACGGUUCCGGGGGAGGGCAACCCCCAAGAGAAAGCCGGGCUGGUGCAGCUGCAGCUGCAGGAGCGGCGGCUGUAGGGUACGAUCAAGAUGACGAGCAUGCCCGAUUGACGAGGAAUGCGGAGGACGACCAGAUGAUGCUCCUUACUCGUAAAAUGAUCGAGAUCAGGAACAUACUUCAAGCCGUUGGCCAGUCCAACACACUCACAUUGCCAUCGAUUGUGGUCAUUGGUUCACAGUCAUCCGGCAAAAGCUCCGUUCUUGAAGCCAUCGUCGGACAUGAAUUUCUUCCCAAAGGCUCGAAUAUGGUUACCCGGCGGCCGAUCGAACUUACUUUAGUCAAUACUCCCCACGCACAAGCUGAAUAUGGAGAAUUUCCAGCCCUCGGUCUAGGAAAGAUAACCGACUUUUCUUCGAUUCAACGCACCUUGACCGACCUUAACUUGGCAGUCCCUGAGAGGGAAUGUGUCAGUGACGACCCAAUUCAACUUACCAUCUAUUCUCCUAAUGUUCCCGAUCUUUCCCUCAUUGACCUCCCAGGCUAUAUCCAGGUUUCCGGCCAAGGUCAACCUCCACAGUUGAAGCAAAAGAUCUCUGAUCUAUGUGACAAGUACAUCCAAGCGCCAAAUGUUAUCUUAGCUAUAUCUGCGGCAGAUGUUGAUCUUGCCAAUUCGACAGCAUUGAGAGCAAGUCGCAGGGUAGACCCUAGGGGCGAAAGGACCAUCGGUGUCAUCACAAAGAUGGACCUUGUUGACCCGGAACGUGGCUAUAGCAUUCUUACUGAUAAAAAAUACCCCCUUCGCCUGGGCUACGUGGGUGUGGUCUCGCGAAUCCCCCAGACGACCGCUCUGUUCUCCUCUCGGGGAAGUGGCAACAUCACGAGCGCGAUCAUCAAGAAUGAAAAUGCCUAUUUCUCUUCUCAUCCAUCCGAGUUUGGGCCCCAGUCAGAGGUGUCGGUUGGCGUUGGAACUUUGCGAACCAAACUUAUGCAUGUUCUUGAACAGACGAUGGCAUCUAGCCUAGCGGGUACUAGGGACGCUAUCAGCCAGGAACUGGAAGAAGCGACGUACGAGUUCAAGGUUCAAUAUAAUGAUCGUCCGCUGAGCGCAGAGUCGUAUCUCGCCGAGAGCCUGGACAGCUUCAAGCACUCCUUCAAGGCAUUCGCGGAAAACUUUGGCCGUCCUCAAGUGCGUGAGAUGCUGAAAAACGAGCUCGAUCAACGCGUCAUGGACAUCCUCGCUCAGAGAUAUUGGAACAAGCCAAUUGACGACUUGAAUCCUCCGAUGCCUGAGUUGGACCCCCUCAUUGACCUUCCCAAGGCCGAUCCGGAGUCAAUGUAUUGGCACCGCAAGCUCGACGCGUCAACUUCUUCUUUGACCAAAUUGGGAAUCGGCAGGCUUGCUACGACUGUUGUUGCGAAUGCAAUCCAGAACCGUGUUGAGUCAUUGUUGGCCAACUCUACCUUCGCCUCUCACCCAUAUGCUCAAAAGCAGAUCGUGGAUGCUUGCAGCAGCAUCCUGAAUGAUCGAUUCUUCAGCACCAGCGAUCAAGUCGAGAACUGCAUCAAGCCUUAUAAAUACGAAAUUGAAGUUGAAGAUCCAGAGUGGGCGAAGGGAAGGGAAAACAUAACAAGAGUGCUUAAGGAGGAGCUUAAGGCGUGUGAGGCGGCUUUGAAACGUGUCGAGGACUCCGUUGGUAGGAGAAAGAUCAAGGAUGUGAUGUCAUUUAUAGACAAGGUCAGGAAAGGCGAAGUGGUCUUGGAAGGCGACGGUGCUGGUGGUGCAGGUGGAUUCAGUUCUGCCCUCCUAGCCACAGGUCGCGAAAGCGCCUUCCUACGCGAUCGGGCUGAUCUCCUCAAAAUGAGACUUCUCGCCGUCCGCUCCAAGCAAUGUUCCAGCAAGAAGAACAAGUACUACUGCCCCGAAGUCUUCCUCGACGUCGUCGCAGACAAGCUCACUUCAACCGCGGUACUAUUCCUAAACGUCGAGCUCCUGUCCGAGUUCUACUACAACUUUCCUAGAGAACUGGACAUGAGACUAGGCCGUCACCUCUCCGACGCAGAAGUAGAACGCUUCGCCCGCGAGGACCCUCGCAUCCGAAGACAUCUCGACGUGAUCAAGAAGAAGGAACUCCUCGAACUAGCCCUGCAGAAAAUCGAAAGCAUCCGCCAGUUGGACGGUCGCAGCAAACAUAGAAACGCCGACCGCCCUCUGUCCAAAGAGCAGAGAAAUCGUGGCUGGAACCUGUUCUAA